AUGUUAUGUCACAAACCACUGAUGCUUGUUGUCAAAGACCAGUACAAUAUCUUAUGUCUGGGUUUGAGUGGUUCGGGAAAAAGCACUUUAUUGGCACAUCUGGUCGGGGAGACCACGGCUAACAUCGAGCCCACCAAUGGCUUCAACAUUAAGACCUUUCCCAUCAAAGGGACGAUUGUCAGCAUUAAAGAGUUGGGCGGUUCCGGAAGAGUACAGAACUUUUGGGACUAUUAUUUCGCUGAUAAGAAUGCCAUCCUUUUUGUGGUGAACGCGUCGGCCACUGAGGAUGAGCUCAGACUCGCCAGAGAGACCCUCAGAACAGUUCUAUCAAACAUCCGGUUAAGGGGUAAGCCGUGUCUGGUUUUGGGCACUCAUAGCGAUGUAUCGGGUGCUAAGACGGAGCAGGAACUGGAUCUAUAUUUCCAGAACAUAAUGAACGGACAUAAAUGGCAGGUAUUGUGCUGUUCAUCGUUUGAUAGGCAACAGACUCGCAGCGCUUUGGAGACUUUGAUUGAUUUGAUUACUAUUAGUGGACAUUAA
Molecule: messenger RNA, 540 nt
Organism: Oppiella nova
Lineage: Eukaryota; Metazoa; Arthropoda; Arachnida; Sarcoptiformes; Oppiidae
Source: the annotation of a GenBank genome assembly